UGCCUGCCUGCCUGCGAAAAGCAUGUGGGCAUAUCUGGGGAGCCUGGUCUGCCUGUCCAAAGGGUGAGGCAGAGUUUUGGCGAGAGCAUUAUCCCUUGGACUCUUUUUUCCAGUGUGGCACUGUAAGGAUCCUACUGACUGCUUCCUUCUUCCACAUGGUGCCACACUGGGAUUAAUCUCAGAAGUAGGCUUAUGGGGAAAUCCCUUGCUGCUGUCUGAUGCUUGGCACUUACGCCUCAGGUGAAGUGCUGCAAGUUGUCUCUGCAGUCAAGUUGUGAUCCUUCUUGUAGUGAGGAAACUUAGCAUCUUGCUGCCCCUAUGACAGUACUGUCACUGCUCUGUAGGAAGACUUGGGUUUGAUCCCUGAGCGCUUUUGGACCUUGCUUUUGAAUAUUGUCGCUGCUGGGUGUUCCUGAGAACUUGAUGCACAAGGCGCGUCUCCUGGGCAGCAGUUGCAACUAGGUCCUCUCUUCCCACCUGGGCCGGGAAGCCCCUGAGAGCAGGGUAUGCCCAGGUGCUGACAAGAGCAGCAGACAACCUUGGGGCUGUGGACGCUUCUUCCGUGCGAACAUCAGUGUGCAGUGCUGGGUUGUCGGGCUGCUGAGCUGCAGUGGAGGAUACUUUAAGCACACUGAGUCAUAGGAGUUGGUGCCUGAUGUUACCAUAGAAAUCAGAUCUGUUGCUAGGGGUGGGGAGUUGGUUGUCACUUGGCUCUGCUGCUCUGCAUGGUUCCAACAUGAGCUCAUGGUGCAAGGGAGCCUAAUUUCUUGCUCUGUGUCCCUCUGGGAACGGAGGAGGUCAAACAGCAACCCCAGCCCUCAUGGGACAGCAUACUAAUUUUGCUUGGGUCUCUGGCUGGCUGAAGCUGUCAGGCCCUGUUUAUCUGCUGAACUGUCUUGGUGAUCCACUGCCCAUAUAUGUCUUGCUCUUUCGUAUUUUGGGGAUCUCAUUUCAUUUGUUUUGCAAUAGCUUCCAGCCGUUUGGGAGCCACAGGGAAGUGGAAACUGGUUAUAAACUGUUUUCCUUCUAGACUCUGCAAAACAAACUGCAGUAUUUGGGGACCAUGGCUACAGACCCACUGUCAGAGCUUCAGGAUGACCUGAAUUUGGAUGAUACCAACCAAUCCCUCAGCCAGCUCAAACUGGCCUCCAUAGAUGAUAAGGACUGGCCAGCAGAUGAAGUCCCUGUUUUUCCCAAAUCAGAGGACUCCAAAGGCUCCCCUGAGCCUGUCACUCACCUGCGGUGGGACGAUCCCUAUUACGAUAUCGCCAGGCACCAUAUUGUGGAAGUGGCAGACCAGGGUGCACUUGAUGGGGCCCGACCAGGUGAUGACAAGUACGGAAGGAAAGUCAUUUUGUUCAGUGCCUGCCGGAUGCCCCCAAGUCAUCAACUUGAUCAUGUGAAACUGCUGGGGUACCUGAAGUUCACGUUGGACCAGUAUGUGGAGAGUGAUUACACACUGGUGUAUCUGCACCAUGGCCUGACCAGUGAGAACAAGCCAUCCCUGAGCUGGCUGAGGGAUGCCUACAGGGAAUUUGAUCGCAAGUACAAGAAGAACAUCAAAGCGUUAUAUAUUGUACACCCAACUAUGUUCAUCAAGACUCUGCUGAUUCUCUUCAAGCCCCUGAUCAGCUUUAAGUUUGGGCGAAAGAUUUUUUAUGUGAACUUCCUUAGUGAGCUGGAGGAGUAUGUGAAGCUGGAGCAGUUGGGGAUCCCAAAUCAAGUGCUAAAAUAUGAUGAAUAUCUGAGAUCCCUGCAGAAACCUUCACAAGUGCCCCAAAAGCCAAUACCCCCACGCCCACCGCUGCCAAACCAGCAGUUUGGAGUUUCGCUCCAGCAUCUAAGGGAGAAGAGCCCUGAUCAGUCGUCUGUUCCUCUGGUGGUCAGGGAGACCAUUGCCCAUUUGCAGGAGCAUGCUCUUGCAACAGAGGGGAUUUUCCGGAGAUCAGCAAAUACACAGGUUGUCAGGGAGGUCCAGCAAAAAUACAACACGGGUGUGCCAGUAGAUUUCCAGCAGUAUGAAGAUGUCCACCUCCCUGCUGUGAUCCUCAAGACCUUCUUGAGGGAGCUACCUGAGCCCCUCCUCACUUUUGACCUCUACAGCCAUGUUGUGAGCUUCCAGAGUGUGGAGGAGGAGAAACGUGUGGAUGUUGUUCGCAAAACACUCCAGACUCUGCCAGAAGAAAACUACCAAGUGCUUCGUUUAUUGACAGCCUUUCUGGUGCAGUUCUCUGCUCACAGUGACCAAAACAAGAUGACAAACACCAACCUGGCAGUUGUUUUUGGCCCAAAUCUGCUGUGGGCCAAAGAUGUAGCCAUCACCCUCAAAGCCAUCAACCCCAUCAAUACCUUUACGAAGUUCCUGCUGGACCACCAGAAGGAGCUCUUUGAGGAUGUGGAGGCCUGAGCCCAGGCCAGUCCACGCUAGCACACUGUGCCCACCUUCCCACCUUCUUUCCCACCUUGUCUUGGAGCUGUGACCAAGCUGUCUCCAGUGCAAAGGGACCAUUGAUUCCCCGGGUGAUGAGCAGUGAGGGCUGUGGAGAUGGUGGAGUAAGUGUGUAAGUAAGCGAGCAGGAGACCUGCUGCUCCAGGUGGGGAGGGGAGCUGGUCUCCCGGCUGCUGGGAGUGAAGUCCUAGCCCACCUGCCAGUCUGUGCAGCUCCUCCAGGGCUCAUCACCAAUCUGCUCCCAUGUAAGCUGAUCUUCCUUCCUUUCCUCCUUCCCUCACAUGUGGUUUUUCUGCCCUCCUGGUCCCUUCCUCAGCAAAGACCUAAUUUGUUUAAACUCCUUGAAGUCCUAGCUCAUCCCCCUUGCCUCAGCUGGGCUAUCAGGGCCACGGCAGGCUUACUGUUGUGGGGUUUUUUUGUUUUUUUGUUUUUUUGGCAGAGAUGUUCUUGCUGAGUUCCAUCUUCUCAGCCCUGAACAUGCAUCCUGCCUUUCCCCAACGGCGCCUGAAGCAGCGAAGGGAGCAGGUAGCUCUUAUACUUUGGGUACCAGCAUGUUGUGCACUUGGCAAACACCACUCUAGAGCCUGUGUUUUUGGCAGGCAAGGUGAAGGACAGGCCCAGGGUUGCAUGGGCCUGCCAGACUCUGACACAGGGGAGCUGAGUUUAGCCCAGCACUCUUUGGGGUUAGCUGCUCCAGAUAUUCUUCAGCUUUCCUGGGAUAUGGUGGGUGAGGUGCCUCCUACAGUUACCCAGCUCAGGUGUUAAUGUCCCUCCAGCAGCAUUUCCAGCCUUGUUGGGAAGGUUCAGGCUCAACCUGGCUGUGUGGGGGGCCUGGUUGAGGCCAUUCACAGAGAGUGAAUCUGAAUUGCAGGGGGCAAGUGCCCUAGUGACACUGAACUGCUGAAUACCUUGAUCACUGCCUUUCCCUGUGGCAACAACACAAGGCCUCUUCGACCCCUUCAGGCACAUAUAUCUGUACUAGUUGGCACAGACUGCCUUGGCCAUCCUUUUUCUCUUCAGUUUGAGCUGAACUUUCUCCGGCAGAACAUAGCGGAGAGCAUGGCCUUGAGGGAAGGUCUGAGGACUGAGGCUAACCCUUACUUUGGAGUGCACUAGACCUGGCUUUCAAGUCUCUGCCCAGGUGCUGAGCGCUCAUGUGCCAAAGCUGUGAGGGAACAGCUUCUCCAUGCUGAGGACCUUUGGCCCAUCUAUUCCUCGGUUCAUACUUCCCUUCCAUCCUAUUGUGGAAGCCUGAUCUGAUGCAUCCUCUAUACUCUGGGCAUGGCUGGAGAAAUCUGGUUGCCUGCAAGGCAGGCUCAGAGCAGGGUGGGCCCAGUGUCUUCCCAAAGUAGCUGCAAUACAGUUAGUACUUUCACUGUUGGUUUUGGAUUGCAGCAUUCCCCUUACUUGAGCUAAAAGAAAUCCCUAUCCUUAGCCUGGACCUGAGAGAGUGUUAGUGAGGAAGCUUCUAGCCUUACUUUGCCAAUGUGUUUUAUCUUGUGCCCUGCAUGCCUGGGCCAAGCUUGCUCCCUGCUGCAUCUGCCGCAGGGACAAAUGUAUUGGACCAAGCAGAGCUCAUUUUUUAAAGUCAUUGGAUCCUAAAUGGCGUUUACUUUUUCGUAGUAUUUUAGCCUACCUUUAAACACUGCUCAAAGGUUGGUGCCCUGGUUGUAAUCAAAUUAAGUUGACACGCCGAUGAUGAAUAUCAACAACAGGAAUUGUGGAGAUUGCUAUUUCUGCUAAGCUCCAUAAUGGGGAUGAGUGCGAACCUAGGCAGCUAGCUCCGUGGGGCAUCUGUGGGGGCACUGCAGGUCCAGCCAGCUGGUUUGGGGAAAGUGUGAGGCAGCGCAGGUCCGUCCAGCUGGGAUGGGGAAGGCGCACCAGUGUGUGGGUGGGAACAGUGAGCCAGAAGCUGAACGCUCCUAAGACUGGAGCAAGGGAUGUUCCAGGACAGGGCUGGGUCUGAUCCCUGCUAGAUGCUGGGAGACUCUGUCUUAUGGAGGCUACCAGGCUACUUAGUCUCCCUCCCCUAAGAGGAGGAGUCUUCCCUGUCUGGGUAGGAUGUGAGUGGUUUCAGCCUGGACAGUUCACAGCAGUAGGCAAAUAACGUUUGGAGGCAGAGAUACUCGGCUCUCUACUGGAGUGAGUUACGAGGGCUGAUUUGCUGUGGAGAAGUACUCUGCUGGGAUGGACAGUGGAGGGAGAGGUGUGCUUGGCCCAAUGUUUUCUUUAAGAGGCAAGGCUUACUUGACAGCCUGGGAGGAGCAAAGAGGCUGAAAGAGUCCAGGAGCACCGCUUGCUUCCUUUCCCUGUGAGCACCCUGCUCUGUGUAGGCUUCAGCAUGGGGUGAGGCUGGGUGCUAUGACUAUAUCUUUAGCUGACUCUGGCCUUGCUUGUAUCUCCCUAGAGGAAAGGCAAACCCAGCUAACUUCGCUAGGGACAAACAAGCUCAAGGCCAGGAGCUUGGAAUGGGAAGUGCCUGUGCGCUGGGGCUGCUGCCCUAUGCGCAGUCCCAGCUCUUUGGGGAGGGUAGCAAGUACUGUUCCCUGCCCCAUAGUGAGAGGAGCAGGGCUGGGAUAGCUUAGCCCCUCUCCAGGGAGGGAGCAGGGAUUGCUGCAAGUGUCUGUGUUAUGUCUUUUUUUUUUUUUUUUUAAUUAAUUCUUGAAGUAAUGUUUCUUUUUUUUAGCAAAAUGAAGCCUGGUGCAUCCCCUGCAGGCAGGGAUAAAGCCUGCUCCAGGUCAGUGCCUGCAGGGAGCAGAUUUGGAGGAUGUUCAGGAAGCUCCUACUGCUCGUGGUGGGAAAGUGGUUGUAAAUCCUGGAAAGGACCCAGUGUAAAUAUCCUCUUUCCUCUGCUGCUCCUCAUGCUGGAGCUGCUAGGGGCCCUGGAGCAGGCAAUGUAACCGGGGCUGCUUUUGCUUCUGCAGUCUGCUCUCCUAAAUGCCUUUUAUUGAAAUAUCCCUCCCAUGACUUGGGCAGGGAACUGGUCUGGGCCUGCCUGUGGCCUCUGCUGGGUGGGUGGCCACAGGAGCUUGCAUCUGCCAAGCCCAUGGGAUUAAAUUCCCUCCUCACCUGGUCAGCCUCCUCAUGCAGAGCACCACAGGCAGGAGCUAGGCCCAGGGGCCUGCCUGGACUGUUUUUUCUCCUCUGCGUGCAGGUAGGGGACAGUAUCUGAUUAGGGAGCUGGUCUUUGUCAUUUUUCUCCUUGUCGUAGGGCUGCCCAGGGCUCCCUUUCAUAGCUUAUUUUUCAGAUUAGCUAUUAGCCACUUUUUCCUGCGGGGUUAGAGAACUCAUUCCACUUCCAACCUCUGCAUUUUAGCACCUAGCCCAUUCCCCUCUGCUGAGCCUAGUGCUAUCUUAAUGGCCCCAAUGACUCCCUGCUCCCUGGCCCAAGCUAUAUACUGACAUUAGAGCCAAUGGGUGAUGCAGAUGGUGGUGGGGCCACCUGGAUGCCUUGUGGUAGUGUCUGCUCGUUUGAUAGAGGGCUGAGGGCUGGUUGGGCCCUUGUUUCUUCUUUUGUGUGUGGAGCCCCUGUGCAAAACUUCUGGCUUUGCUUUCGUUGCUAGUGUUCCCUGCCUUCUUUUCUAUUGUUCCUCAGGUGCUGGGCUGGGGUUUUCACAGUGGUAUCAGUUCACAUUCAUGUUUAUUUCCUUCUAAUCUGCACCAAUCUUAUAUUUCACAGUUUGCACUUUUUGUAUUUCAAUAAAAGUCAAAACCUAA
This is a messenger RNA of Struthio camelus australis, 6166 nucleotides long. Lineage: Eukaryota; Metazoa; Chordata; Aves; Struthioniformes; Struthionidae. The record is from RefSeq and is a predicted model, not a curated record.